Messenger RNA from Phalaenopsis equestris, 1162 nucleotides. Its product is annotated as putative MO25-like protein At5g47540. The coding region runs from base 14 to 1024 and encodes 336 amino acids. Gene Ontology annotation, biological process: intracellular signal transduction. The record is from RefSeq and is a predicted model, not a curated record. The transcript has 11 exons. Gene Ontology annotation, molecular function: protein serine/threonine kinase activator activity. Lineage: Eukaryota; Viridiplantae; Streptophyta; Magnoliopsida; Asparagales; Orchidaceae.
GGCAGAAGAGAGGAUGAAGGCGCUUUUCAAGCCCAAGACGAGGACGCCGACCGAGCUUGUGAGGCAUACUCGCGAUCUCCUCAUUUUCAUUGAUGGCAAUUCGAAUCUGCGGGAGAGCAAGCGCGAGGAGAAGAUGGCUGAACUGAGUAAAGCUAUUCGAGAGUUGAAAUAUGUUUUAUACGGGAAUAGUGAAGCUGAACCAGUGCCCGAUGCUUGUGCACAAUUGACUCAAGAGUUUUUCAGAGAAAACACACUGCGUCUAAUCAUAACUUGCCUUCCAAAAUUGAAUCUCGAGGUUCGAAAAGAUGCUACUCAAGUAAUUGCAAAUUUGCAAAGGCAGCAAGUUCACUCUCGAUUCAUUGCUUCUGAUUAUUUGGAAGAAAACAAAGAUCUUUUGGAUAUUUUAAUAUCAGGAUAUGAGAAUAUGGACAUUGCCUUGCACUAUGGCGCCAUGUUGAGGGAGUGCAUAAGACAUCAAUGUAUUGCAAGGUCUGUUUUGGAGUCUGAGAGCAUGAAAAAGUUUUUUGACUAUCUACAAAUUCCAAAUUUUGACAUAUCAUCGGAUGUGUUUGUAACUUUCAGGGAGCUCAUGACAAGGCAUAAAUCAACUGUAGCUGAAUAUCUUUGUAAAAAUUAUGAUUGGUUUUUCACCGAGUAUAAUGAGAAGUUGAUAUCAUCUACCAACUAUGUAACAGUCAGACAAGCUAUCAAGCUUUUGGGAGAGAUGUUGCUGGAUCGAUCAAAUUCUCCAGUUAUGAUAAGAUAUGUCAACUCAAAGGAUAACUUGAUACUUCCAAUGAAUCUUCUAAGACAUGAGAGCAAGAGCAUACAAAAAGAAGCCUUUCAUGUAUUCAAGUUAUUUGUUGCUAACGAAAACAAACCAGCUGAGAUUGGAACUAUACUAAUGACUAACAAAAACAAGCUUCUUCGUCUCCUGGGUGAAUUCAAGUUAGAGAAAGAGGACGUGCAAUUUGAUGCAGACAAGACCCAAGUUAUGAAAGAGAUAGCAGAACUUUCACUGUAAGCAGGAGCUGCCCUCUGAUUUACAGUCAGCUUUCUUGAUUUUUUAUGUUAUGCUUGUAAAUAUUUUGUGAUUUAUUUUUAUUUUUUACUGAUGACUGAAAUUGUUUGUCUUUCAAAGUCCUACUUAACUUUUUUUUUU